AUGCUGGACUUCCUCAAGAUAGACUGGCUCAGUCUAACGAUCCCACUGGCCUAUCUUGCCGUCCUAGUCGGCUCGCUCGCGACAUUCUCUUCCCUCUACCGCAAACGCAAGAUCCAAAAGGCCACUUCCGUAAAGCCAUGGUUCCCAGCACACCUCCAGCGCGAUAUAUAUUUUUCAAUCCUCCACAUGGAGAAGAAGGCACCCGAGACUGUAUUGAAGGCUGCACUACUACACCGCGCAGCAGAAGACAUAAAGCGACUCCUUGAACUCAGGACCAAGAAAGCUGCAUUGGGUUCACUGUUACAGAAGGGUAAUGUGGGUGAUGACCUAUGGCAACAGUUUACCAGAGCCGAGAAAGAAAUGGAAGAAGAAUUCAGAGAUGUGGCCUCAGAGGCCAAUGCUUAUACCCCAGGCUGGGGUCAAGUCAUUUUCCAGUCCGCAAACGAGAUGUUCCUGAAUAAUAUGGCACGCACCGAUAUUAAUGCUUUCCAAGCAACUGUCACAGAAGAAAAGGAAUGGUGGGAUCGCAAACGGGCAAGCAUACAAGAAGGGUUCAUGAAAGAGCUUGAACAAGAGAAGACUGGCACCACAGAAAGUUCCAAAACCAAGGGUGACUCUACGGGCGAUAACACACAGGCUGGCAGUGACGAGGAUACGGUUCUUGUGGAUGCUGCUAGCUCUACUGGCUCCGCAGCUGGUUCUGUGAGCGGAGGGGGUAAGAAGAAAAAGAAGGGAAAGAAAUGA
Messenger RNA from Nannizzia gypsea CBS 118893, 744 nucleotides. RefSeq names its product translocation protein sec66. The record is from RefSeq and is a predicted model, not a curated record. Gene Ontology annotation, cellular component: Sec62/Sec63 complex. Gene Ontology annotation, biological process: post-translational protein targeting to membrane, translocation. Bases 1 to 744 code for a protein of 247 amino acids. Lineage: Eukaryota; Fungi; Ascomycota; Eurotiomycetes; Onygenales; Arthrodermataceae. The transcript is spliced from 3 exons.